Lynx canadensis (Canada lynx) is the source of this 969-nucleotide messenger RNA. Its product is annotated as translation initiation factor IF-2-like. The record is from RefSeq and is a predicted model, not a curated record. Bases 1 to 969 code for a protein of 322 amino acids. The transcript is spliced from 2 exons. Lineage: Eukaryota; Metazoa; Chordata; Mammalia; Carnivora; Felidae.
AUGGGUCCCGAACCAGGUGGCCCAGGCGAAGCUGAAAGGGGGACGAGAGCAGAGAGAGAAACACCGCGGAGAAAACGCUGCCGCGAAGGGCGCCGCGUGGGUCCGGCCUGCGCUGCGGCGGCGCGCAAAGCCCCGCCCCCUCGGCUCCCCCUCGCUCCGCCCCGCGGCCCCGCCCCUUCCUCGGCCGCGCACCCGCGCGCCCCGCCCGCGGACGGAAGCGAGAGCGAGGCUGAACGCCUGACGUCAAGGCGACACCGCCAAACCUCGCCCAGAGUCAGGCGUGUAAACCAGCCCGAGCGGCGGCGGCGGCGGCAGCGGCAGGACCGCCGUGGCGCCGGAGCAGCGACCCGGAGGGAGCGCAAGGCACGGGGCGACGCGGGCUGCGGGGACCCGGUGACAGCGGGAGCGGCGGCAGUGGCGGCGGCCGCGCGGGGCGGGGGCCGGGCGCCGGCUGAGGGGAGCGGGUGGGGUGCGGUGCGGGCCGGGCGGGGCGCGCGCGGCGGUCAGGGACCCUGGCGGCCGCGGCGGCGGCUUCACGGCGCGCGGCAGGUGGUGCGAGGGCCCGGCGGCCGGCCGGCGAACGCGCUGCCUCCCGGGCCGGCGGGGACGAGCCGCCGCCGCCGCCGCCGGGGAACAGCGCGCUUUGCGGAAGGGGUCAAAUGUCUGAAAUAUGGCGGAGGAAGUGAGAGCCCGAGGCCCCCCCCCCCCACCACCCGCUCGCUCCCUCCUGCCCGCGGCCGCCGCAGCCUCUCCCGCUGCCCGCCGUCCCCCGCCGGGCUCCCCGGAACACUAGUACCCCGCGCCGGAGCCCCUUCGCUGGCCACCCCUGUGCCCUCCUGGGUGUGGGUGGAAGUUAGAACGGAAACCAGAAAGUUGUCCUUUGAGAAGACCCAGCUUCCCCCAGCCCCGAGCCAGGACGGGGAGCGUUCGGGGAAACCACUCCCCGGCGCCCUGCAGGCUCCAGCCUGA